CUCAAGGUGAAUAAGAAAUGUGAGGAAGCACGCCAUGAAAAGGAGGCUAUGGUGAUGAAGUAUGUGCGAGGAGAGAAGGAGGCGCUUGACUUGAGGCGAGACAAGGAGGGCUUAGAGAAGAGGUUAAGGGAAGCCACCAAGGAGGUAGACCGCCAGGCCCUACGAGGAAACCAACUAGCCCAAGACAAAGGUAGACUGCAACAGCUGCACGAUUCAAAGGUAAGGGAGGUUAGCAGAUUGACCAGGGAGGUGGAAAAGUUAAAGGAGGAGAUCAACUCGCACCUUAUCAAAGUCAAGUGGGCCCAGAAUAAACUCAAGACUGAGAUGGAUGCCCACAAGGAGACCAAAGACAAGCUUAGAGAGACCACAUCCAAACUGUCCCAGGCCAAAGAAGAGACCGAACAGAUCCGUAAAAACUGCCAGGAUAUAAUUCGAACAUACCAGGAGUCUGAGGAGCUCCGGUCCAAUGAGCUUGAUGCUAAACUGAGGGAGACCAAAGGAGAACUGGAACACAAGCAGGAACAAACAGACCAGUUAGAGGUCCAUCGGGUGAAGGCCAAAGAGCUAGAAGACCUGAAGAAGAAUUACAAAGAGAGCAUAGAUGAGCUUGACACCCUCCGGACCAAGUUAAAGUGUUUGGAGGAUGAGCGUCCACGCUGGGAGGAUGAGCUUAACAAGUACAGGGAGAUCAUUAACAGGCAGAAAACUGAGAUCGGCCGCCAGCGGGAGAAGCUCGACGAGAUCACUGCAUUCGAGGAGCAGCAUGAAUGUGACAAACAGCAGAUCACAUCUCUGCAUGAUGAGGUGGACAGCUUGGCCAGCCAGAUGACUGACUUGCAGCGUGACGUGCAAGGCAGCAGGGAACGUGAGGCAGAGUUACUGGGCUUUACUGAGAAAUUGAGCAGCAAGAACGCCCAGCUUCAAUCUGAAAGCAACUCGCUUCAGGCACAGCUGGAUCAGCUCUCCAACAACUUCACGGAACUCCAAGCAAGGCUGCAAGAGACCAGCAGACUUCUAGAUGAUAAGUCACGGGAGCUGAGGCAAGAGGAGGUGCUGAGGAAGCAGGAGGUGCAGGACCUGUGCGAGGAGCGAACGAUGUUGCAGACAGAGGUGGGCCGUUUGAAAAACCAAGUGGAAGAACUGAGAGAUGAGCUUGUGACUCAAAAAAGGAAACAAGCUGCCAACAUCAAGGACUUGACCAAGCAACUCAUACAAGCUCGAAAGAAGCUGGAGCAUGCUGAGAAUGGAGGCUGUGACCGCGAUGCUGGAAGUAUGGGAAGUCGCUCCAGUUCUUCUGGCUCCUUAAACGCCCGCCACGGUGGUAGCAGCGGUGUUGAAGAACUCCCCGAGAGCCAAAGCAGCCCCUCAGUCGUGGUUGUGGACAGUUUCCCAGAGGUUGACAAGGCAGUGCUGGUGGAACGUAUUGUUCGGCUACAAAAGGCCUUGGCUCGCAAGCAGGAAAAAAUCGAGUUCAUGGAGGAUCACAUCAAACAGCUGGUGGAGGAGAUUCGCAAAAGACCAAGUGAAAUUAUCCAGAGCUACGUGCUCAGAGAGGAGUCGGGGACCCUCUCAUCAGAGGCUUCAGAUUUUAACAAAGCCCACCUGAGCCGACGGGGGGGCAUCAUGGCUUCACUUUACACCUCCCACCCGGCGGACAGCGGGCUGACCCUGGACCUGUCCCUGGAGAUCAACAGGAAGCUGCAGGCCGUGUUGGAGGACACACUACUUAAGAACAUUACUCUCAAAGAGAACCUCCAGACGCUGGGAGCAGAGAUCGAGCGACUGAUGAAGCAACAGCGGGAAUCCAGCAAGGCUGUGAAGAGCAAGUGAAGGAAGA
Messenger RNA from Thalassophryne amazonica, 1837 nucleotides. Its product is annotated as coiled-coil domain-containing protein 186-like. Gene Ontology annotation, cellular component: trans-Golgi network. Gene Ontology annotation, biological process: vesicle cytoskeletal trafficking. Lineage: Eukaryota; Metazoa; Chordata; Actinopteri; Batrachoidiformes; Batrachoididae. Gene Ontology annotation, molecular function: small GTPase binding. The record is from RefSeq and is a predicted model, not a curated record.